Molecule: messenger RNA, 999 nt
Organism: Sycon ciliatum
Lineage: Eukaryota; Metazoa; Porifera; Calcarea; Leucosolenida; Sycettidae
Product: small integral membrane protein 7-like
Exons: 5
Coding region: 218-451 (77 amino acids)
Source: RefSeq, a predicted model, not a curated record
UGGAUUCACUGCACUACAGUAGCACUGCAUCUAUCCCGGCCCUUUCUUGAACUAACUUGAACAGAGAACAGUCGCAAACUGAAGGAUUUUGUUGGGUGGGUGUAGUGUUAGACGUAUACGUUGGCACAUUUUCCUAAGGCCAAGGGUGCGCUUUGGCACAUUGGAGGAAUAAUUAUCAAGGCUACUUUUAUUUCGGAGUUACAGCUGAGGAGCGAUUAUGCUUUCAGAUUUGAUAAUUUGCUGUACGUUGUUGGUCAACGCUGGUGCUGUACUCAACUUCAAGCUGAAACGGAAAGGACCGGAUUCUGGUUUUGGUGAAGAGGUUGAAGGCGAGGAAUCAUUUGGUGACCGGGUACGAGAGUUUCUUUUGAACCUACGCUACUUCCGGAUAUUCAUUGCGCUGUGGAAUGUUCUAGUAAUGCUGGGCAUGAUCCUAUUCUUCGGGAGCUAACGCAUCGAUCAGCGCACCAUCAGUUGUCUGUUGAAGAGUGUACAGCACUACGCCGAAUCUGCCAGCGCACUUCUUCAGGUUACUGUAGCCAGCUAAAAGCUACUACAAUUAUUGUGCACUGUAUGCACACCAGCGGCUGGAAUCCUCCGAAUGCUACCGGUGUCAGUUUAUCAAGACAAGAAGUGUACUCCAUGUGACAGUGGAUGAUAGUGGUUUUGCUUCUGAAACACCUGGGAACCUGGUAUGUUCUGAUUUCAGAUUUGGCAAAGGCCAUUCUUGAGGCUCAUCGUUGCUUGCUUAAACAGCUGGUUGCCUCUGUGUGCACAGGCACGGAUUGAACAUCUGUACUAAACACCGUGUGUAAAAUUUAUCUCCCUGAUCCCUCUACACUCAGGGUCAUUGCGUUUUAUCAUGGAUUAUUUUCAUGCACUUGAAUCUGAUUCAUUGUGUUCAGUGUCAGCACAAUGACUUUGCACUACAAUCAUGAAGCUUCCUUCUACCUCCAAUGACAUAUAUUUUGGACAGAUAACUUGUAAUAAGUACACUCA